AUGGGUUUCACUGACCCUGGUCUGUACAUAGUGCUGUCUCCAUGGUUACUGAAUGCUAUGUUUACAGGUGUAAAGGAGAUCGAUAUUGCUGCAUCCCUAGAACACGUCCGUGACCAGAGACCUGGAAUGGUCCGAACCAAGGUACAGAACUGUGAUGUAUUUGCAUUUUCAUACCAUAACUAUUACUCUAAACAGGUCUACCUAAAUCAGGUCUACUCGCUGACCAGCUUCUAUAAAAUGUAUUGAUUAGAAACGGGCAGAAGGUAGAUCCAUUUAGCCCAAUAGUAAUCGGAAGGCUGGAAAUUUUUUUGCAGGAGUUAUUCUAUAAUAACUGCGUUUCACUUUUAAAACUUAACCCUGUUACUGAAAUCCUCCAUAAUAGUUUCAGGGUACUGCUUGGUGUUCCAUACAGGGAAUUGGUAACUAAAUGACAGGCUAGAGAGCUAACUAACCGCUUGCUGAAUUUAUCUGCCCUGUGUUAUAAUUAAUGGAUCUGUAGCCACUGGCAGCUCUCAAUCUGCUGCCGAACUAUAACUCCUAAUAUCUGACAUGCUAAUCAGGAAUUUUAUUACAUAAUCCUACUUUUAAUAAACAAAAAAAAGAAAAUAUUUUUUACCUUUACCUUUUACCACUUUUAACCAGAUUGUGGGUAGAAAAUAUAUUAUCUGUUUAACAUUCCAUGCUAAGUUCUACUCGAGAAAGAAGUAUGUAAAACUUGGGACUAAACUGUGAAUCUCGGGACCACUGGCAGGUGUUCAUAUUAAAAUCAGAUGUAAAUCAAUAAUUUCCUACAUUUCUACUGCUCGUGCAUCUCCUGCUGUCUGACUCACAACCAUCUAGUGUAAAAUCUGUUUCUGACAUCGUUCCUCUCUCUGCUCACAGGACCAGUUUGAAUUUGCGCUCACAGCGGUGGCAGAAGAGGUCAAUGCUAUUCUUAAAGCUCUACCACAAUAA
This is a messenger RNA of Pelobates cultripes (western spadefoot toad), 954 nucleotides long. NCBI's taxonomy places the organism in Eukaryota, Metazoa, Chordata, Amphibia, Anura, Pelobatidae. The record is from the annotation of a GenBank genome assembly.